AUGUCUCACGAAACCCUUGACACCGUUCUGAACCUGGUUGCUGGUUCUGAGCAUUACCCAACUGCAGAGCGAGCAUAUCACCUUCUUCAGGACACAUUAGCGGCCGAUAACAAUAAGCAUGAUGCGGUAAAGCUUGGUGCUGUUGACUCUCUUCUAUCCUAUCUGGUUCGAUGGACCAUUGGAACGGAAAAAGAAGUCAGAGAUCCCAUUCAAGCCCUUCGGACGUUGCAAAACAUUUCGCCGCACGAUCUUGAGGACAAUCAAGUUGUCCAAAUGGUUGACUGCUUUGUCGCCUGGUUAGAUUCCUCCACCGAAUCUGAUCUGUUGAUGAUUUUACCAUUUUUGAAAGAACGAAUGAGCGAAGUGCAUUUUGCUGAUGUAUUUAUGGAGCGGCAUGAAUUCUUCCCGUUUCUGCGGCUGAUCGACCCCUAUACCACGAAAGUUCAAACAAAUUCAGUCACCGUCAAGAUUUUGAACUUGAUCGAAAGGCAAACCAAUAACGAUAAAAACCGCUUCCGCUUCCAAAGAAACGGUGGAAUGAAUGUGAUUUUGCGCUUGCUUCAAAAGCAUCCAGAAGACGUGGUGAUGUCAGCCCUUUUGCAGGCCUUGGUUCAGCUUGUCACUUCACCUGAUCUCGCUCAGAUCUUCGAGGAAGGAGGCGGCCUGCGUAGUCUUCUCAAGAUCCUGAACCAAAACAAUAUGGCCUCCCUUCUCCCGGCCGUUACAGUAAUUCGGAAAGUUAUCUUGUCUAAGCAUCAUGGUACUUCAGAGGCCAGAAAACAAGUCGUGACGAGACUCGCCCACUUGAGAAAAAAAUUGAAACCGGAAACUGACCGAGAGUCAUCGAUCGCUGGUGAAGUUGUUGCUGAGAUCAACCUUAUUGUGAAUAGUUUCAAGCAAGGCCCAAAAGUAUCGUUAGGAUCAGAAAGAGCAUUGCAAUUGCCUCCGUCGCAACCGGUUUCAGAUGAAGAAGGCCCGGAUAUCACGGAAGAAGACGCAAUAUCAUUCAGAACACCCACGCCAUUCAUCGAGUUUGAGCCGAUAGGAGACGUGCAGGAAGAAGCUAUCAGAAAGUUAAUAGAUAUGCUAUCCUCGGCCGAGUUUCACCUCCGUGCCGAAGCCGUAGGAAUCAUUCGUCGGAUUACCGCGUUCAAAGAGCUUCCAGACAGCCUGUCUGAAGCACUCACGCAGGCAUUGCUUCAUCUAUUGGAUGAUGAAGACCACAUCAUGACUCAAGCGGCAGCAGCGUUAUGCCACAUGGCACUUUAUCCCAGGCAACUUUCUGUCCGCAACUGA
Spizellomyces punctatus DAOM BR117 is the source of this 1296-nucleotide messenger RNA. RefSeq lists its product as uncharacterized. Bases 1 to 1296 code for a protein of 431 amino acids. The record is from RefSeq and is a predicted model, not a curated record. Lineage: Eukaryota; Fungi; Chytridiomycota; Chytridiomycetes; Spizellomycetales; Spizellomycetaceae. The transcript has 10 exons.